CACAAAGAAUCAACAAUGAAGUUUCCUCUAUUGGGGUUACUUUUGCUCCUAAGUAUUGUCGGCUCUACGACAAGGGCCGAAGAAGGACCUGUUUGCCCGAAGACCGAAACUCUUAGCCGUGCAAGUUUUCCGGAGGGCUUUAUGUUUGGUACCGCAACCGCAGCCUUUCAGGUGGAAGGUGCAGUAAAUGAAGGUUGCAGAGGUCCAAGCCUGUGGGAUAUCUACACCAAGAAAUUUCCACAUAGAGUUAAGAAUCACAACGCUGACGAGGCCGUCGAUUUCUACCAUCGCUACAAGGAGGAUAUCCAGUUGAUGAAAAAGCUGAACACUGAUGGUUUUAGACUUUCCAUUUCGUGGCCAAGAAUAUUUCCUCAUGGGAGGAUGGAGAAAGGAAUCAGCAAAGAAGGGGUUCAAUUUUACCAUGAUCUUAUAGAUGAGCUCUUUAAAAAUGACAUAACACCAUUAGUAACGGUUUUUCAUUGGGAUACUCCCGCCGAUUUGGAAGAUGAAUACGGUGGCUUUUUAAGCGAACGUAUUGUGCCUGAUUUUGUGGAGUACGCAAACUUCACGUUCCACGAGUACGGAGACAAAGUGAAACACUGGAUUACGUUCAACGAGCCAUGGGUCUUUAGCCGUUCGGGCUACGACGUUGGAAAGAAAGCACCCGGACGUUGUUCUCCUUACGUCAAAGACUUUGGACAUCUUUGUCAAGAUGGACGGUCAGGAUUCGAACCUUAUGUCGUCAGUCACAAUUUACUUGUGGGUCAUGCUGAAGCUGUUGAUGCUUUCCGAAAAUGCGAAAAAUGCAAAGGUGGUAAAAUCGGGAUUGCUCAUAGUCCGGCUUGGUUUGAACCGGAAGAUGUGGAGGGAGGUCAAAAUAUGGUAAACCGUGUGCUAGAUUUCAUCAUUGGCUGGCAUUUGGAUCCUACCACGUACGGAGAUUAUCCACAGUCUAUGAAAGAUACAGUUGGAACUCGGUUACCAAGAUUUACAAAUGCUCAAAAGGCAAAACUGAAAGAUUCGACAGACUUCGUGGGAAUAAACUAUUACACUUCCUUCUUUUCAAAGACUGGCAAGCCUGAUAGUCGGAACCCAACUUGGGCUACAGAUGCUCUAGCCGAAUUUGAACCGAAGACUGUGGAUGGAUCCAUUAAAAUUGGUAGCCAGCCCAACACUGCUAAGAUGGCUGUAUACGCAAAGGGUUUGAGGAAGCUCCUGAAAUACAUUAAGGACAGAUACAACAACCCCGAGAUCAUAAUCACUGAGAAUGGUUACGGGGAGGACCUUGGCGACAAAGAUACAGAUCUUAGCGUUGCUCUCAACGACCACAACAGGAAAUACUAUCUCCAGAGGCAUCUUUUGGCCCUGAAUGAGGCUAUAUGUGAAGACAAGGUGAAUGUUACAUCGUAUUUCUUGUGGUCUUUAAUGGACAACUUCGAGUGGCAAGAUGGGUACACAGCAAGGUUCGGGGUUUACUACAUCGACUUCAAGAACAACUUGACUCGUAUGGAGAAAGAAUCUGCAAAAUGGCUUUCUGAAUUCCUCAAACCUGGCCUGAAACCAUCUAAGUCCUCGAAGCUCCAUGAGGAGCUCUGAGUCGAGUUUCUCUGCAAGAUCUCCAAGCAAAGCUUCAAUCCCGCGGACAAUAAAAGAAGGACGAGUUUGUCUCUGGUUUCUUCUUAUGUUGUAUAGUUUCUGCUGCAGUGUAAUUAAGAGAUGUUUUGAAUAAAGAAAUGGGUUACUAUAAUACCCAAAUAUAUGUA
Molecule: messenger RNA, 1763 nt
Organism: Arabidopsis lyrata subsp. lyrata
Lineage: Eukaryota; Viridiplantae; Streptophyta; Magnoliopsida; Brassicales; Brassicaceae
Product: beta-glucosidase 19
Exons: 13
Coding region: 16-1596 (526 amino acids)
Biological process (GO): carbohydrate metabolic process
Molecular function (GO): beta-glucosidase activity
Source: RefSeq, a predicted model, not a curated record